Molecule: messenger RNA, 1183 nt
Organism: Nymphaea colorata (pocket water lily)
Lineage: Eukaryota; Viridiplantae; Streptophyta; Magnoliopsida; Nymphaeales; Nymphaeaceae
Exons: 8
Coding region: 277-948 (223 amino acids)
Molecular function (GO): oxidoreductase activity
Source: RefSeq, a predicted model, not a curated record
UUUGUCAGGAGAAAAAGGAUCGACCGUUGACAUUACCGCAAUCGGUGCAGUUGUGCACCUACCUACCCAUUUGGCACACAAUCCACCAACUGCCCUUGUAGAGUUGCAGUCCGGCUUCCGUUCCGUCAAAAUGGAUUGAGUGGCCCCAACCUACCAGAAAUUGGAGAGUACCUUUUCUUUAACUUUUGCAAAUUUUGAGGCUUUGCACCAUCUUUUGAAUCUUCAAGCUCCAGAUUCUGGGUUCUCCAGGUUAGAAAGAUAUAUCAAAUCCAGAGCAUGGCUCAUUUGGGCAUCUCAAACUCAGUGAAGAAGCUCAUCCGAGUGGACAUUGUUUCUGAUACAGUAUGUCCUUGGUGCUUUGUGGGCAAGAAAAACCUAGAGAAGGCCAUGAAUGCAUCAAAGGAUCUGUAUGCUUUUGAGGUUCAGUGGCAUCCAUAUCUCUUGAAUCCAUCUGCACCCAAAGAAGGUGUUACAAAGAUAGAGUACUACAAGAUGAAGUUUGGGGAAGAACAAUCAAAGCAGAUACUAUCUCGCAUGACCAAGGUAUUUCAGGGUCUUGGAUUUGAUUAUGAUACUUCUGGGCUUACUGGGAGUACGCUCGACAGUCACAGGUUGAUAGAGUUUGCUGGGCAUCAGGGUCUUGAUAAGCAGAACAUGCUUGUGGAAACCUUGUUUCUUAGCUAUUUCUGUGAGGGAAAAUUUAUUGGUGACAGGCAAGUUCUUCUGGAGGCUGCUAAUAAGGUUGGGAUCACAGGAGCAGAAGAGUUACUCAAUGAUCCAAACAAAGGCCUUGCUGAGGUUGAAGAGGAGGUCAGGAAGAACUCCACCUUUGUUAGGGGAGUCCCACACUUUACAAUUAAUGGCAAGCACAAGCUAAGUGGUGCCCAACCUCCUGAGGUAUUUCUUAAUGCUUUCCAAGCUGUUGCCAAUGAAAAUUCGCAAUCUUAGAUGAAUAUAUCUACACGAUACUUGUUAAAUAAACUGCUGAAAAUGGUGAUUCAGAAUCUUAGAUUUUAAAACGUGGGUGUGAAGCUUAUAUGUUUGUUCAAAAUAAGCUCCUGCUAUUGCUAAUGACAACCUCCAAUCUUAGAUUGUCAAAUUAGCUGUGAUUUCUAUUAGUUGAACUUUCAUUAGAUCAUGUUCUCCAAUUUCUGGAAUGAAUUUGUGCCAUGCUUCCGGUUGA